AUGGAUGCUUCACAGCCACUAUUAUCGCCCAAUUCCCACAGAGGAAGACCCUUAACUGCUUGGCAACAGGCAAAGACAGAUGUAUUGCGUAUCUUUCUAUCAUCACCAGUCUCUCCGCUAUUGAUAUUCGUACCAUUCGGAUUGGUUUGGGGUUAUGGUGAGUUUUCCCAUACAUGGGUUUUUAUCUUCAACUUCUUGGCCAUAGUUCCUCUAGCUGACGUUUUGGCAAGGGCUACGGAGGAAUUGGCUGAUAAGGCAGGUAGUACUGUUGGAGGUCUGCUGAAUGCAACUUUUGGUAAUGCAGUUGAACUGAUCGUGUCCCUGAUCGCUCUGAAGGAAAGACAGGUUAGAAUUGUGCAAGCCUCAAUGUUGGGUUCGUUACUUUCCAACCUGUUGCUUGUCCUAGGGUUCUGCUUCGUGGCAGGUGGUCACAAUAGAUUGCAGCAGACUUUUAACCAAACCGCCGCACAAACUAUGUCCUCUUUGUUGGCCAUCUCCACAGCAUCGUUGUUGAUUCCUGCUGCAUUUAGAGCUACGAUCCCAAUACACAAGAACCAAGAUUGGAUUGUCGAGAAAAAGAUCCUACAACUUUCUAGAGGGACUUCAUUGGUUUUGUUGGCGGUUUAUGGAUUAUUUUUAUUGUUCCAAUUGCGUACUCAUAGGGCCAUUUUUGAAGAACAAGAGGAGAAUACAGAAGACGUAAGGAGCCAGUUGUCUCAUGUGUCGAAGAAUGACACCUUGAGUAUCAAGUCCUCCCUGGCUUUCUUGUUAGGGGCUACGGUUUUGGUUUCUAUCUGUGCAGAUUUCUUAGUGGGUACGAUCGAUAACGUUGUUGAAUCUACUGGUUUGAGUAAGACUUUUAUCGGUUUGAUCAUUAUACCAAUUGUGGGUAAUGCUGCUGAGCACGUUACCUCGGUUAUGGUGGCUGUCAAAGACAAGAUGGAUCUCUCCUUAAGUGUUGCAAUUGGUUCUUCGUUACAAAUCGCACUUUUCGUUACUCCAUUUAUGGUUCUUGUCGGUUGGUUCAUCGACGUGCCAAUGACACUAAAUUUCUCUACUUUUGAAACCGUAAUGCUAUUCAUUGCAGUCUUCCUUUCUAACAAUUUGAUCCUGGACGGUGAAUCGAAUUGGUUAGAGGGUAUUAUGUCCUUGUCGUUGUACUUGCUAAUUGCAAUGGCUUUCUUCUUUUAUCCCGAUGAACCUGACCACAUAAUAUCCUCAUUACCCUUGGCCGCCAAUUGA
Molecule: messenger RNA, 1242 nt
Organism: Zygosaccharomyces rouxii
Lineage: Eukaryota; Fungi; Ascomycota; Saccharomycetes; Saccharomycetales; Saccharomycetaceae
Gene: VCX1
Product: Vcx1p
Exons: 1
Coding region: 1-1242 (413 amino acids)
Biological process (GO): intracellular calcium ion homeostasis; calcium ion transmembrane transport
Cellular component (GO): fungal-type vacuole membrane
Molecular function (GO): calcium:proton antiporter activity
Source: RefSeq, a predicted model, not a curated record